Messenger RNA from Sparassis crispa, 1155 nucleotides. RefSeq lists its product as hypothetical. The record is from RefSeq and is a predicted model, not a curated record. NCBI's taxonomy places the organism in Eukaryota, Fungi, Basidiomycota, Agaricomycetes, Polyporales, Sparassidaceae. Gene Ontology annotation, cellular component: peroxisomal membrane. The transcript has 6 exons. Gene Ontology annotation, biological process: regulation of peroxisome size; peroxisome fission. The coding region runs from base 1 to 1155 and encodes 384 amino acids.
AUGUCCUCGAUAACCUUCCCGUACUCUGGUCCCGGCCAUGAUUCUGGGUCGUCGUCCGCGGAGCAUAAGUCGCACCAUUACUCGGCGUUCGAAGGUGUAAGCGUCUCGGGCACAGACGAGUUCCAAAUGAACCCGCUCUCGUCCCACCCGCCGCGCACUCCGCGCACGUCGGUCGCGGGCACGCAUACUUACAGCGCUGAAAUAUAUCGAGCGCAAGAGCAAGAGGAAACCGUCGAGCGGAAUUGGGGGAACGAUAGCGAGCUCGAGGAGGAGGACUCUGCUGCGAAGGCGCAGGCGGAGGGGAAAGUGCGGAAGGAGGAGAUCUGGAAGGAGAUGCUGUCGACGAGUUAUGGGCGGGACAAGACCUUCAAACUGAUGCAGUAUUCGCUGCGCAUGUACCUGCUCUUCCACACGUCUCUCCUCGCCUCAGCCGCGUUCAAGAACACGCCGCGCCCACCUUGGGAACGGGAGCUCGUGAAGCGUUUCGAGUCGGCGAUCGGCGGGUUCUCGCUUUCCAGAAAAUGCCUCAUCCUCUUCAACUGGCUCGCGCCGCUCAACUCCAUCCUCACACAGCACUCGUCGGUCCCGUACGCCUCGGACGUGUCCGCGCCGGCACAGAAGUCGCAGGCGAAGAGCACGCCGCUGCUGUACACUUUCCUGCACACGUCCCCGCCGGUGCUGCUCGAGUUCAUCAACGGCGUCUCGGACGACGUGUACACGUUCUCGCGCCUGGGCCUCCUCGGGCCGAAGACGGGCGCGCGCGCGGGGCGCUUCGCGGACUGGUGCUGGUUCGCGAGCACCCUCGUGAACCUGGUCGAGAACACCGUCGAGCGCGGCGUGCUCCUGAAUCUGCAGCACGAAGUGGAGUCGCGGCUCUACUCUGAGUCGCUGACGGGCGUGACGGGCAAGUCGAAUCCCGCCGCACAGAAGGUGGACGAGAAGGAGCUUGCGCGACUGCGCAGGCAAGACUACUGGAUCCAGGUCACGCGGAUGAAACUGCUGAUGGACCUCGUCUACGUCUCGUACAACGUCUUCCGCCUCAGGCGUGCGAAGAGCUCAAUACAGACGAUCACCGGCCUCGCCUCGGCGGCGCUCAGCUCCGCCAAGCUGUACGACCGCCACAAAACUUCCCUGGUCAAGGCCGUCAACCUCUGA